UCCAGUCAGUCAGAUGAGGAGAACGAGGUCCAUCCUCUUGUAUCGAAUUUACUAGGUCAAAAGUUUAUUCCGCGAACCGGUCACGUGUUCCGGUACGACAGAGACGAAAUGAUUCGCUUAUCCACGGCGCCGCUCAGCAUGCAACGUCCUGAAAUACUCUCUGUUGAUUUCAAUGGAGAUGACGGCAAAUUUUCACCGUUCAAGUGGUUGGAGCACCGGUGGGAGGUAGAAGGCAUCAAGAAUCGUGCACCGACGAAAAAGUUGCAAGACGCAUUGAAUGCAGGAGCCAUGGACGAGAACGCCGGUCUGUCACCACAACGAAGAGGGUUUUCGGGUGGUUGUCGAGCACCUGCGGAUGACAAAAGCAAAGAGGGAGUUCCAAGUAGCAGCGGAUUCGCCAAUGAAGGCGGUUGGACCGGUGUUGAGCGAGACCGUGAUCGCCUCGGAACGAAUAGCACGAAGAACUGGCGUGGUGGAUCGAAUGGCGGUGCCGACAAGUAUUCUAAUAAGAGCAGCGAUUUCAAAUUGCCUUUCCAAAGAUCCACUGGAGCGAAUGCUCGCAGUUCUGGUGGAGGUGGUGCUGGUUCGUGGCGUUCGGAAAUGAAGGAGCGUGGGCCGUCAAUGAGUGGAGGAAAAUAUUCUCAGUCCAAAAAUCAACGAGAAGAACGAAUGCCGGAAUGGGCAGAUGGAUCAACAACAAUGGACGACAUGAUCGAGUUGCGAGGUUUUGAGGAACCUGUCAAAAGAUCUCGCCCUAUAGGACCCGCACUGCCAGAAACUGAUGCCGAGUUUGCUGCAAUAUUAGGUUUGCUUGAUGUGCAAGAUGAUAGCUGUAUGUCCGGCAUCCUUGACAAGGUGAGCGCCGUUACUGAGGACACCUCUUCGUCUGCAACGACUACUGGCAGUCGCUUGAGCCGCUUCUUCAAUAAGAAUAAUUCUCAGUCUGGUAGCAAUGCACAGAACUCUCGUACUAGCCAAGACGAUCCUCAGUCUUCUAAUCCUUUGUUGGCGGCCAAAAUUUUGCUCACUCCUUCAUCGGUGCCAAGAUCCCUCAAAAUCCUGCCACAGGGAAAUCCAUCAAUGCCACCAACUGUGGCUGGUCCGGGUGGUGUACGUGCCAUGAGAUUGGAAGAUCUGGAAAAGGCUAUUAGCUCAAAGGAUACGCGCUCUGUACCAAUAACCAAGGGCAAUCCACUGCAAGAUCCGAAUCAACAGGCGCAUCUCCUCAAUAGACUGCAAAACUUCGCAAAACAACAGGAAGAGAAUGCUCCUCUGCCAAACAGUGGUCCAAGCCCUCCAGCUCCAAAUCUUGCUCCUUCAGUGGGAGGAGUAUUUCCACCAGGUGCAACUCCAUUUCUUCCUCCAGUGCUUCCUCCUGGAGCUCCAAUUGUGCCUCCUGCUCUACUUGCUCGCAUGGCAGCAGAAAAUCCGGCGUUGGUUCAGGCCCAUAUCCAAGCGCAACUUCAUCAAGCAAUGGCUGCGCAGUUAGCAGCAAAUGGAGGUGUUGGUGUUCCUCCAGCUCAUAUGCAUGAUCAGAUACGAGCGACUCUUCUGCGCCUUCAGCAACAGCAACUCGUCGCCGCUGCAGCUGCGCAAGGAAAGCUGGGGAAAGUUCGGCCUCCGACCCAGAUGAUUCCUUCCUCAGUACAGCGUCAGAUGAAUAAGGCAAGUACUUCGCAAGCUGAAGAGGCUGUACAUCGAACUUCGAGAACUGAUCAGGACGGUAGCCCUACACACAUGGCUGAACCAGGUGGUCUUCCUAUGGCGGCGUGGCGCCCACCACCUCCAAACAGUAACAGUGCCGUACCUCCCAAUCCUCAAGCUCAAGCUCAGAUACUCAUGCAAAUGGCUCAGGUACAGCAACUUGCUCAUGCUCAACAACAAAUGCGUCUCAAGCAGCAGGCUCUUGCCAAAAUCAUGCAAUUGCAAGGUCAUCAACAAGCUGUUGCUGCAGCCACUGGGAUGCAGGUUCCUAAUGUUGCCGAACGUAAUCCACAGAAUUACACUGGCUCGUCAUCAUUUGGCGCCGCUUCUGACUUAUCCGGUCCAAUUCAAAGUCCACUGGAAAAGCUGCUUGCUGCGGCUGGCGUUCAACCAUCGCAGUUCACUGGCGGAACACAGGAAAGCAGUUCGUUCCAAAGCAGCUCUCAAAGUGUUGGGGGACCGGUAGGAGCACGCAUGCCACCGCCAUCGGUCCGUCCAAUGAGCCUCGAGGAACUGGAGCGUAAACUCACCGAACAAACUAAGUGA
This is a messenger RNA of Ostertagia ostertagi, 2250 nucleotides long. NCBI's taxonomy places the organism in Eukaryota, Metazoa, Nematoda, Chromadorea, Rhabditida, Trichostrongylidae. The record is from the annotation of a GenBank genome assembly.